AUGUGCUGCAGAGGCCGGCCGGGAGAGGGCGUCAGCAGCGCUUCACGUCUUACUCUGGGGGCGGGGCGACGUAAUCUCGCGAGAUUGGCACGUCGGAGGCGUUCCGGGCCAAGCAUGGCGGACUCAGAGGUGCUGCUCAGGCGGGUUCCGAGCCGCUCUUCUUGGCAGCGGGUUCGCAAGGCCCGGCCCCACCUCCUCCUCAGUCGUCGGGGCCGUCGCCGGUUUGGGGUCCUGACCCGGGGCGAGCUGCGGCGCCUGCGACGGCGGCUGCUGCGGGCCCACGCCUUGGGCGGGGACUGGAAGGUGGGUGUCACCGCGGGCUCGCACGUGGCCGGAAAGUGCAAGGUCCGGACCCGCAGCCGGCCCGCGCCCCGCAGCCAGCCCGCGCCCCGCAACCAGCCCGCGCCCCGCAGUCAGCCCGCGCCCCGCAACCAGCCCGCGCGCCAUGUCCAAACCCUGUCAUCGAACGUCACCCAACCCACGCGGGACUUAGGCUCGGGCCGUGUGUUGUUGCUGCUGCCAGCCGGGGAGGGCUUUACUUUUAGUGGGAUCUGCCGGGUGACUUGCAUCUAUGGCCAGGUGGAAAUAUACGGCCAUAUCGUCAAACAGGGCCAGCCUGCCCGAGAUGUCUUCUCUGCCUAUACCCACUCUUACCUGACCAUCGGCGGGGUUCGCUACUCAGAGCCUGAGAAGAGUGAGAAGGAGAUGAGAAGGGAGCUGCGGGCCCUGCUCAGGCCUCACAUGAAGCUGGACGACAGAAACUGGGUAGUCCAGUAUUUCCCUCCCCUGGGCUCCAUUCUGCUGCUGGAGCAGCUGAGGACCCCCGCUGUGGACUUCAUGAGCUCCUAUAAGUGCGCAUCUUAUGUCUUCCUGCAGGAGAAUACUCCUGUGCGGAUAAAUUCUGAGUAUAUAACUUUGAAAACAAUUGGUAUCAGAAGACAGAGGAAGAAGAAAGGCAUCUGCCUGAAUGAGAGCGGCCUUUGUGCCCUAGAAGAGCUAGUCAUCGCGUCCUGUGUAGAUGGCUGCCCUGUCAUCCUGUUGUGUGGCGCUUGUGACACUGGAAAGUCAACGUUCAGUAGAAUACUGAUUAACCAGUUAUUGAAUAGCCUUCCUGGAGUUGACUAUCUGGAAUGUGACCUGGGGCAGACGGAGUUCACCCCUCCUGGCUGCAUUGCCUUACUUAACAUUACAGAACCACUGCUGGGACCACCUUACACCCACCCGAGGAGGCCACAGAGGAUGGUGUACUACGGGAAGACGAAUUGUCAUAAUGACUAUGAGAAUUACAUCGAAAUAAUAAAAUACGUGUUCCGAGAUUACAAGAGAGAGUCCCCACUUAUCAUCAACACAAUGGGCUGGGUGAAAGACGACGGACUGCUGCUGCUGGUCGACCUGAUCCGACUGUUGUCUCCCAACUAUGUUGUUCAGUUGUCUACUGCCCGGGGACGCUUGAUGCCCGCUCUGACCUCAGAAUAUGUGGAGCUCACAGAUGGCCUGUAUACAAAAAGCAAGAUCAGAAGGAGACAUCGAGGUUUUGAAAUUGAAGAAUUUGAAGACAGUUUGGAAUUUACUGAUGAAGAGAAAGACUCCAGUCCAGUUCCGGUCUUCACUGGACAUAAGCUGAUGUCUGUUCACUCAGAAUUUUUAUGUGAUAAAAAUGAAAAAAACAGGGCCAAAUACAACAAAAUCUUCCGAGAUCUGGCAGUGUUGGGUUACCUUAGCCAGCUGAUGCCUCCUGUGCCAGGACCACUUAGUCCUCUGCACAGCCUCACACCCUAUCAGGUCCCCUUCAGUGCAGUUGCCGUUCGGAUCACUCAUGCCGAUGUGGCCCCUGCCCACAUACUGUACGCCGUGAAUGCCAGCUGGGUUGGCCUUUGCAAGAUCCUGGAUGAUAUGAAAGGAUACACUCGGGGGCCCAUCCUGCUUGCCCAGAACCCCAUAUGUGACUGUUUGGGCUUCGGCAUCUGCAGAGGCAUUGACAUGGACCAGCGGCUGUACCACAUCCUCACCCCUUUGCCUCCAGAAGAGUUGAAAGCUGUGAACUGUCUGCUGAUUGGUGCCAUUACUGUUCCGCAUUGUAUUUUCAAGAACCAGCCUGGGCUCGAAGGGACAAUUCCUUACAUCACCACGGAUUAUAACUUUAAACUUCCUGGAGCCUCGGAAAAAAUUGGAGAAAGAGAGUAUGCAAAUGGAUUUCUUGGGUACAGAGCCUAUAAAAGAAAAUAAAGCCUUGCUACGGACAGAGACUUUCCUUCCUGGGAUCCUUGUCCUCAAGCCCUGAGGCAGCAGACUGAGUGAGGCUUUCUGGCUGUGAGCAGCAAACUCAUGUCCAGUGUUGAUGUGACUGGAAAAUGUGCUGCGUACGACAUAGCUUUUCUCUUUCCUCUAAGACAGGGUCUCCUGUCUGUCAUCCAAGUGUGGCAUUACAGGCCUGUGUCACCACACCUGGCGUUCAGGCUUUUCUCCUAAGUUGUUUGAUCUCAAACUUGGCCUGGACUUCACAGCUGGCCGUCCUGGCUGAGUGGAGCAGCAAGGGAGGCUGUGCUGGUCGUCAGACAGGAAGUGCGCGGCCCUCUCCCUUCGCGGCCAAGGACCUGACUGUCGGACUCGAGAUAAAAUUUGGGAAACCAGGGCCACAAAAAUGUGUGGCAUCUGGGCAGUGGUGGUGCACACCUUUAAUCCCAGCACUCGGUCGGGAGGCAGAGUCAGCUGGAUCUCUGUGAGUUCGAGGCUAGUCUGGUCUACAGAGCAAGAUCCAGGACAGGCACCAAAACUACACAGAGAAACCCUUUCUCACACGCGCCCCCCCCCCCAAAAGUGCCGCUAACCAGGGCAGCAGGCUGACCCAGCAGUUCUCAGGUGCAGUGCAUAGCUGCCAAGGUCCUGAGCAGGCUGCGUGAUGGAGAGACUUUGAGCCACGUGGACCUUACCAGUGAGGGGAGAUGACUCCAAUGCCUGAUCCUUUGAUGCCAUUGAAUCUCCAAUCAUGUUGUCAAGUGUUAGAGGAUUGUAUUUGGUCUGUUAGUUUCUGGGUCAUUUUAAUCAUGAGACUUUAUGUUGAAGAAGUUGCUCUGACAUCCAGAAAACCUCCAGAAGGUUCCUUAAGUAUGGGAAUGCUCUGACUGACUCCUCCGUUGAGGCUGGACACACUGCCAUGGGGCCACCAGCCUAUGAACAGACACAUUUGUGCCUGGCUUGGACAAACCUUUGCUACCAGCGCUUUCUUAUAGGAACCAGGAGGCCACUGCAGGUACCAUUUUUUUCCUAGUGGAUUUUGUAAUUAGAAGUGACUGGGUCAGGUCACUUUUGUGGUUGAAAAAACAGGCCACUGAGCAACUUCUCAAGUUGGCAUGACUGACAUGUCAGGACUCCACCUUCCAGUAGGAUCAUGUUCAAAGACCAUUCGAGGCUGUGGAAGGUUUAAUGUUUAUGUUCAUGUACACCAUUGAUUAUCUACAUCUUGUCUGUAACCAUAGCACGCUGAGUGUUCCUGGUCUUGUCUGCUUGGCCCCAUCUUUGGGACACUGCUGGGUGCCCUCGGCAUUUGAAAAACCCAUUAGGAGACAGAACUGCAGUGGCCAGCCACUUAACUCGCUGUCCCUUAUUUAUUUCUAACGUUAGCUUGUGUCUUUCUGUGUGGUGGGGAGGGGGCUCUUACCAUGUUGCCCAAGCAGGUCUCUGGCUCCGUUGCUCUCCCUCUUCCGAAUGCUGAGGUCACAGGUGCAGUUAGCCUAGCACCACCCCUCUUCCUGUCUUCCCCGGGUCUUCCUGUCUUCACAAGAAUAAAGAUCCUGAAAUGCAGGUCUCCCUUUUGCAUUUUUCAUAAAGGUGUGCAUUUAAGUGACCUUCACUCAUCAGUAGAGACCCAGUGUCGGCAGUAGAGGGAGCUGUGGGCAUGGGGCAGGGGGCUGGGAGGAGCAGUCAUCUGGAACAGGAUUACUGGAGAGAGGUCUCGCUGCGAAGCCCUGGCUUAGGUAAGACCUGCACCAAAGUGUCUUCUUGUCCAUGUGAUUUUGGUGUCAGGGCAUUUGGGGCAAGGAAGACAUUGGACUCUGCCAUCUUUUUGGGGGGUUUGUUUUUGUUCUGAGACAGACAGGAUCUUGGCAAUGAACAGUCUAACCUCAGACGCACGCACGAUCCUCCUGCCUUAAUUUCCAAGGGCUGGGAUUGCAGGUGUGUUUGGUGUAACAGACACUUGUCUUCGGUGACUCUUCUUGUGUGGCCUGUCUGGAAGGCGAGCAUCAAGGUUUUGUCCCUCCUGAAGGCUGGGAAUGGUGUGGACAUAAAUGUCAGGACACAAUUCUCUGUCAGGCUUCCCUUCAGUUCAGUCCUGUUGCCGUGUGUCUUUGUGAAAGUGCACUGAUAAGAAGCUACAUCUUCAAAAGCCCCUGCGUACUGCUUUUAAAAUUGUCUAUUCCCGUGUAGAAAACAGCCCUUCAGUGCCCACUGCGUAGGUGGCACUGAAUCCUGUGAACAUCACAUCUGACUCUUGAGUUUAAAAAUAAUUCCCUACUGUGUGUGAUUUCUGCCAUCUCCUUUUACUAUGAACUUUAUCAUUAAAAUUUUUGAGAACAUCA
Peromyscus maniculatus bairdii (prairie deer mouse) is the source of this 4577-nucleotide messenger RNA. RefSeq names its product nucleolar protein 9 (gene Nol9). The record is from RefSeq and is a predicted model, not a curated record. Gene Ontology annotation, molecular function: polynucleotide 5'-hydroxyl-kinase activity. Gene Ontology annotation, biological process: cleavage in ITS2 between 5.8S rRNA and LSU-rRNA of tricistronic rRNA transcript (SSU-rRNA, 5.8S rRNA, LSU-rRNA). Lineage: Eukaryota; Metazoa; Chordata; Mammalia; Rodentia; Cricetidae. Gene Ontology annotation, cellular component: nucleus.